GCAAUUGAAUUGCAAAUCAAAUCAAUCGCUAAACUGUUGUGCAGUUUGUUAUGCAGUCAACACUCAUUGCUUUCAAUGGAUUUCAAGUUCAAUACAAACGACUUUAUGGGCGACGCGUCGGACGACCAGAAACUGUCACAAAAGUGGUCAACAAUGAAGACACAGGAAUCAGUUGAUGUCUCACACGAUGUGAUUCACGAAAGAUAUAUAAGAUAUUCAAAUCAAACACAGAGUGAAAGGGAUUUGUCUAAAACUGAUUACACGUACGCCAAGAGUUUUAGUUACAAUCGACGGAUAGACCGCUUGAAGGCGUUUGAGUGGUCGGUGCCGAACAUGUCUCGCAAGAGUAUCCAUUCUUCGGCUGUGAAGAACUCUUUGCCUUCGCUCGCAAUACUCAGAUUCAGUGCCAAAGACAACAACUAUGCAAUGAAUAACACAUUAAACCAUCGAAUACUCAAUGAUUAUCAACAAAACAGGAGGAAUGUUACGGUCAGUAGACGAGUGACCAGUUUAUUGAAGAAUAUGACCACAAAACUGAUGGAUUCUGUGACACCCGAUGCUGUGAAACGAGUGACACAUAAGUGCCCUUCGCUUUGGUCUAUACUUCCAGUGCUUCUGUUGACAGGAAUCGCAUACUUAAUGAGUCAACAUAUGUCUAGUCCCGUGCCGUUCACUCCUUUACAAGGAAUCACUAGUGAUAUGUCGUCCCAAAUGAAUAGCAAUCCCAAUGAGAAGUGCAGUGAAUUGACUGAAAGAUUGAACACAAUUAAGGAUAAUAUGAAGAAUAUGAUGACCAGAUCUGAAGUAAAAUCAAUGAUACGUCAGGCGCUGGCCAUAUAUGCCGCCGAUAAGACGGGUCGACCGGACUUUGCUUUGGAAUCGACGGGGGGUUCAAUAGUAAAGGGCCGGCACUCAGAAACUUACGAUAGGGGUGUCACUCACUAUCGGUUAUUCGAAAUCCCGUUCUGGUCCUCAUCGGUCAGCCCGAGGGCUGUCAUUCAGCCGACAAUAAGUCCGGGCGAGUGCUGGGCCUUCAGGGGGUCGAUCGGUUAUCUAGUGAUACGACUGUCCCAACCGAUAGCACCGACGGGUUUCUCGUACGAACACAUUCCCAAACAGAUCUCGAGGGACGGGAACAUCGAUUCCGCGCCCAAAGAGUUUCAGGUGAGGGCUCUGGACGACGAGUCGGACACUUCGGGUCGACUUCUGGGGAAUUAUGUGUACGAAGACAACGACAGUCCGAUG
Messenger RNA from Oppiella nova, 1245 nucleotides. The record is from the annotation of a GenBank genome assembly. NCBI's taxonomy places the organism in Eukaryota, Metazoa, Arthropoda, Arachnida, Sarcoptiformes, Oppiidae.